UUUGGUUGAUGUUAUUGUAUCAUACUUUCUAUUAUUCAUGUCUAUACUUUCAGGUGUUUGGAAUCGUGUAUGUGUUGUUUUAAACAAUAUACAACUCGUUUUUUCUUUAUCAAGUAUCAGUCUAUUUUCAUCAAAGCACUCAUUGGCUGCUGUUAAAACUAAUUCUGCGGAUUCAAUUAAACCGUGUUGAAGUGGAUCAUAUAGUUGGAAAUUCGCAUCAUUUGCGUACAUGGCAAGAGAACUAUUUUCAACUGUUGCUGCAAUAUCAGCAAGAUCAUUUACGUAAAUUAUGAAUUAGAUUGGUCUAGUGAUGCUUCCUUGAGGGAUGCCCAUUUUAAUAGAUUUCAUGUUAGAUCUUAUUUCCAGAUUAUUUUUCAUUAAUGAAACUUUUUGUUGUCUAUUUGAAAGGUAGGACUCAAACCACAAUAAAGCAUUUCCUCUCACUCCAUAUUGUUCUAAUUCAUUUAGCAUUAUUGUAUGAUCUAGUGUAUCAUAUGCUUUUGACAAAUCCAUAUAUACAAUAACAUUAUCCUGAAACACGCCUGAUCAGUAAAAGAUAUGAAGCUCUUGGUGAAUUGAAGUAGCUUCUUGCUUGGAAUGAGGAAACGAUUCCUUAUGCAGCGGCUUCCUCUAUAUGAAUCGAAUGUUGUUCUCUUAUUGAACAAUAAAUCAUAAAAAUGUCACAACUACCUAUUGCAUUAAUAUGAACUCUUCUAUUGUAAAAACUUCACAAACGAUAAGAUUUUCACAAAAUUCUCAAACACACGACAAGUUUCGCUAACACAGUAGCUUCGUCAGGUGAUAUACUGAUACAAUGAACUAAACUAACGUUGGCUUGCUUAACUUUUAUAUAGCUCACUCUCUCCCAACCUGAAGGAUCAGUUACCUGUCUACCUAUAAACGUGUGUUUGAGAAUUUUGUGGAAAUCUUAUCGUUUGUGAAGUUUUUACAUUUUUCAUGGAUUUCCAUCAAGUAACGGCUGGGUCAAUUCAAGAAAUAUGAACUCUUCGUAUCAUAUUUUCAAACUAUUCUAUCAUCUUCAGUCUAAUUAUCUCUGAACGGGAUCUUCAACAUGCAUAAAUUUGGUUUUAAUUUUUUCCUCCAAAUCGAAGGUUGAUAGGGAAGAAUUCACAUUGAAAGAAUUGUAUAAUGAGUUUUUUGUUACGAUCUGAAAAAAAUCGAACAUUCGAAUAAAUUGAUGUGCUCACCCUAAGAGCACGUCUCUGGUUAUACUGUAUCAACUCUGAUUGGGCGAAAGAUUUCCUCAGUGUGAUCAAAAAAAAAGUGAAUUUAUUCGCUUUCGGUUUCAGCAAUGUUCAGCAAAAGUAUCGUUUUUUCAAUGACCUGAACCGUUCUCCGAUGAAUAUUCAGGAUCAUUUUUCAUUCCACCUCGAAAAAUCUGACUUGCGAGAAUAUUGACUCCUUGGUGUUGAAAAAUCGAAUGAUGCGAGUUUUUAACAUGAUUGAACCAACGUCACUGAUUACUUUUUUGUUACCGAUGAGAAAUUUCAUGUGCUGCCGAUAAGUAUACUGAAAAUCAGUUGAAUGCCUUCGAAGGCCAGUGAGAUACUAGUUGGCCUCUAACUUGUUAUAAUAAAAUCAAAUUUGUUUGGAUGAUGAACUGUCUGUCUUCUUAUGAUAAUUUCAGUAUGCUCUCAAGCACUGAUAUGAUUCGAUAAUAUUUCUCGAUAUGCAGUAGAAGAAUACGUCGUGGAAACGAAAUGGAGAGAAUUAAAUUCUUCGUCCAUAUUUCGAAUGUAUUUCUUUGUAUCAUUGUUUUUGAUAAUACUUAUUCACUCAAGGUUCCAAAUGCGAGUAUCGAAACGAAUAACAGAGAGUCUGAAGGAUUUAGAUGUACUCUCCCACCAUAUCCGGAUAAUGGAAAAUGGACCGUUUUGAAUGCAUUAGGAAAACCAGGAGAUGAGAUAAAAGGAGGCGUACCCAUCAAGUUCGAAUGCAAUCAAGAAUAUCAGCUGACCCCUAACCUACCAUAUCAAGUAUGCGAUGAGAAUCAUUGGAGUCCUCAAUUGAUGCCAAAAUGUUCAAAACUAUGUCCUCCAAUAUACUCAACACCUAUCUUGAGUGUAGUAUGUCAAGAUGUAACUGGAAAUAAAAUCAGUUGCACCGAGCCAACUGAUGGAACAUAUCUCACAUAUCAGUGUAUUCAGUAUUAUGAGACUUUAGGUAGGCAACAAAGUCUAUAUUGCAGCCAUGGAACAUGGGACUCACAACCUAUUUGUCAACCAGUUUGUGGAAAAAAAAUCGACACCAACUUAACUCCACUGAUAUUCAAUGGUGUAGACACCACCGAACUGGAAUAUCCUUGGAUUGUAGCUAUAUUCAUUAAAAAUAAUGGACAAUUCAUCAAUAACUGUGGGGGUACGCUGAUAUCUACCCGGAUGGUUCUCACUGCUGCACAUUGCGUUACCAACAGCUAUGCACAAGCCUUCAAUGAGAGUGAAAUUCAGGUUGCUGCUGGAAAAUAUUACAAUAAGUAUGGUGAUGCUAGAGAUAAACAUGUACAAUAUCUAGAGAUUUCUGGAAUAAUAGUACACGAAGAGUUCAGGGGAACUACUCGGCAUUAUCAGUAUGACAUCGCUCUGAUCAUCACCAGAAGCUUAUUCAAGCUUGGACCAGCUGUUCAACCAGUUUGUAUAGAUAAUAUAAAUGGUAUUCACCUACAUGCAGGAAAUAGUGGGGAAAUCGCGGCUUGGGGUAUCACCGAAAAUAACACAGUUGCUGACCACCUGAGAACCCUGAUAAUUCCAUAUAAAGAUCAAACAACUUGCGCAAAUGAGCUACCAUAUGACUGGGCUGAUCGAUACAAUUUCGAUGAUAAGAUUUGUGGUGGUUUCUUGGGAAAAAACAAAAGCGUAUGUAGGGGAGACAGUGGCAGUGGUCUAGUAUUCCGAAAUCCAGAUGACAACAGAUACUACGUCCAUGGUUUAGUGAGCAUUGCACCAGCAGUCCAAUAUGCAUCAUGUAAUAGUCAGAAUAAUGCAUUAUUCACGAAAGUUUCCAAAUAUUACCAAUGGUUGGACAAGAAACGGAAGAUGAGCUAUGUUGAGGAAUGUACUCUUCCCUCAUAUCCUAAUAAUGGUAUAUGGAGACUGGAGAACGACAGUGGAAUGGGACCUGGAGACAUUUCAACUUCUGAUACUAUACUUGAGUUCUCUUGUAACAAAGGUUACAAAUUGUCUUCAAAGAAUCCUAAGUAUUACUGUUCAUCUAUGUUGCAGCUUCCUGUUUGUCAUUCAUUAUGCCCGAUUCCAAAUUUUCCUCCAGGAACGAUAGUUUCUUGCCAAGACGAUAAAAAUACAGUCAUCGAUUGUGCUGACACUGUUUCUGGUUCAAGCAUUAUUUAUAGUUGUCCUGGUGGUUAUAAAACUAAAAGCGGUAUAUCAUCUGGUAAAAACUACUGCAACGGAGGAUCCUGGGAAAAUCAUAAUCUAGGAUGUUAUCCAAGGACAGAAUCAGAAUCAACUCCAACCCCGAAAGAGAUCAAUUCGAAAUCAUCUACAGCAAAUGCAAUGAAAGAUCCCAUAGUAGUAGAUACAACCGGAGUGAAAGUGAUGUGCACUUAUGCUAGUUGGUGGUCAUAUCAUGGAGUGAAUCCUGAAGACUUUGAACCUAGUCUUUGCACCCAUAUCACUUAUGAUUAUGUAGGGAUCAAUGGAACAGGGGAUCUAAGAGUGCAAGAUGAAACACUUGAUCUAGGUGAAUUCAAUGAAGGUGGUCUUUAUCGAAGAAUAACAAACCUCAAAGUGAAAAACAAGAGACUGAAGGUACUUUUGAGUGUUGGGGGCAGCAAGUCCAGUAAUGCCAGUUUGUUCUCGAAUAUUGCGGCUGACGCAGCUAAAACGGCAGCAUUCAUCAACAGCGCAAGCCAUUUCAUCAGGACCUACAAGUUUGAUGGACUCGACAUCGAUUGGUACUAUCCGAAAUUAUCCGACAAAAUAAACUACAUUACGUUCCUCAGAAAGAUCAGAAAUGAGUUCGACAAACAAGGUUGGUUGCUUAGUGCCUCUGUACGCUCGGAUCCUGAGGAUACUGGGUACGAUGCGAUAAAGAUGAAUAAGAUCCUGGACUGGAUCACCAUCAACACAUUCGACAUGUAUGGAUCAUGGAGUUCAUACACCGGCAACCACAAUGCUUUGUAUCCUUCUUCUGUCGAAUAUGAGUGGGAAAAAAACCACCUGAGCGUUCAUUCGGCAGCCAAUAACUGGUUGAAUGCUGGUCUCACCAGAAAUAAGAUGGUUUUGAGUGUAGCAUUCUAUGGGAUAUCAUUUACACUGAAGAAUAGUUCUCAGCAUACCAUUCAUUCACCAAUCUCUGGGAUAGGUCCUGGAGAUGACAAUGGGUUUCUACGGUAUUCUGAAAUUUGCAUCAAUUAUAAGGACUAUAAUGAAGUCUGGGAUGAUGAGCAAAAAGUAUCAUAUAAAUACAAAGAUGAUAAAUGGUUUGGAUACAACUCCAAAGAUGCCGUUUGGAUCAAGGGAGAAUAUGUUCGUACAAGAGGCUAUUUCGGAGUCAAUGUUUGGCCUGUGGAUGGAGACGACGUUCAUGGUAAAUGUGGAACAAAACAGGUGUUGCUCAAACAUCUCCAUGAAGGAAUAGGAAAUAGAGUGAAUUGGAAUAUUAAAUGAUCCUGAAAAUGCAGACAAUUGAAGUUCAUUCUAUUAUAAUGCUUUCUGCUGAUGUGUGCCAUGAAUGUUAUCAUAACAGAAAUGAAAGAUUUCAAAUUUUUCAUUACAUUCUGAGUUCGUCAGGCGAUGAUUAUAGUUGUGAAAAAUAAUUCAAUCAUGAAAUACAUGCUGGAAUACCAUAGCAUAUUGAAUCCUUUUAUCGAGAUCAUUCAACUCAAUAAUUGAAUAUGUCGAAGAGCAAGACAGGAAAAGAAAUUGAUGACAAUUUCAAAAUAGUUUAGCACAAUUCAGUGGAUAGAGAAAUUUCGAACUUCAACCUUCCGAGUGUGUGACAAUCGGCAGUUCAAUCUUUCAAUUGAAAAGCUUCAGAUUCUGCAACAUAUUUCGAGGGCCUGAUGCUGGGGUCUAUUCAAGGACAAUCGGGAGUUGAUGAGCCUCCUCGACUCACUCAAUCGUGAAUAUUUUGUACAUAUCUGAACCUUCUAUUGAAAUUUUGGAUCAAUGAUUGAUUGGUUAAUACUUGAAAGCAGUUCUAGUGCUCCAUUGAGAUAUGAUAAUACGAGUUUCGUGGAAACUUUCUUCUAUAUCUGAACAGAUGAAAGAUACGCAGUUGUUGUUGAAAUACUUCAACAAUUUUACUGAAAGAAAUACCAGAGGGUGAAAAAUACAGAAAAUGUAAAAAACCUUUGUUUAGCGUAUACGAG
This is a messenger RNA of Phaedon cochleariae (mustard beetle), 5350 nucleotides long. The record is from the annotation of a GenBank genome assembly. NCBI's taxonomy places the organism in Eukaryota, Metazoa, Arthropoda, Insecta, Coleoptera, Chrysomelidae.